This is a messenger RNA of Aureobasidium namibiae CBS 147.97, 1095 nucleotides long. RefSeq names its product repressor of RNA polymerase III transcription MAF1. Gene Ontology annotation, molecular function: RNA polymerase III core binding. Bases 1 to 1095 code for a protein of 364 amino acids. The transcript is spliced from 2 exons. NCBI's taxonomy places the organism in Eukaryota, Fungi, Ascomycota, Dothideomycetes, Dothideales, Saccotheciaceae. The record is from RefSeq and is a predicted model, not a curated record. Gene Ontology annotation, biological process: negative regulation of transcription by RNA polymerase III. Gene Ontology annotation, cellular component: nucleus.
AUGAAGUACGUUCCUCUUCGCGACUUCCAAGUCAUCACAGAUGCCCUCAACUUCUCGACCACCGACCUGCACGUCAUUGGCAGCUGCGACCUUUACACAACGAAAGCUGCUGGUAGCGACAAGAAGCUGUACAAGAACAUUGAAAACUCGCUUGAAAAGGAACACGGAAACCUGUUGCGCUUGGCCGCAUCGCUAUCGCCCCCAUCAAUUCCCAUCGACAGCAGGAAGAAAGAGCGCAAGCCAUCAGUCCACAUGCCCGAGAUCAAUCUUUCCCGCGACAGCCCUUUCGGUUCUUUUAACCAGAUCAGCGCAAGACGAACAUUCGCCUAUCUUAUCGCGACCCUGAACGCAUCACACCCUGACUACGACUUCUCACAUAUCCUCCGUCCUACCGACUUCCGCAAGACAACAGGCACAGCAAUCAGGAGAAGCGUCGAUAGCACCCUCAUGAACAUGCGCCCUCGUCGCAUGUCCACUCUUCUGUCACCUCAUGCCAAAUCGUCUCUGAGUGCUGGUUCACCUCAAGGCAUCACUUCACCAAAUGCAGAGUUUGUAUGGGGCGAGCAUAUGUGGAAGCUGAUGGACAAGGAGAUGGACCUCAAGGCCUGUGAGAAGUACACAUGGGAUCCUGAGGACGAUCCCUUUGAAGGCGAAAGCGCUUUGUGGAGUCAACACUACUUCUUCUUCAACAAGGACAAGAAGAGAGUCUGCUACCUCAAUUUCCGCUCGUUCAGUGUCUUGUCACACUCACCCGCCAACGGUAUGCAUCCGCGCACCGUCCCCAUUACCAAUCCUGGAGUUGGUGAGGGAGCAGGAAAGAGAGCCCAGUACUGGCUUGGCCACAGUGUCGAUGACGACGAUGUCGACAACUGGAGAGAGGACGACGAUCUCGAGUUUGAUGACUCGAUGAGCAUCGACAACGACAGCAAUGAAGGCGAGUACAGGAAUGACCUUGACGAUGUCCGCGACAAGCUCGAGGACGGCUACUACGCCUGGGCUGAUGGCACUGUUGAUUCGACCGAUGCCUCUGGUUGGGAUCCUCGUCGCAUGCACCGUGGCUCUAGUGAGGGUCCGGCUGAUGCCAUGGAGAUCUGA